UUGAGUAGCAACAUUGCCAUCUCAUCUAUUCAACUUGUAAACCAUACGGUUUUAACUCCUUCUAUUAGCAAGGGAGACAAAGUUGAUAAAGAUGGAGUUAGUGGUGCGGUCUGAUAUUCAGCCGGGAGUCAUUGACACAAAGAUCUUACAGGAAGCCAUCAAGGAACAAGGACCCAAGGGGGAGGCCGGGAGGCUCAUUGAAGAAGAAGGCUAUGACCUGAAGGAGAUAACUCAUUUAAGGCUUGAGUUCUUGAAUAUCUUGAGGAUUGACCAUUUGUGGAUGAUGACCAGCUUGACAAAACUGCAGCUUGCGAACAAUAUCAUAGAGAAGAUAGAGAAUCUGGAUGCAUUAGUAAACCUCAAGGAUCUGGACCUCUCCUUCAACAGGAUCAAGGUCAUUGAGAACCUGGAGAAUCUGGAAAAAAUAGAGAUAUUCACACUCUUCCAGAACAACAUCUCCAGAGUGGAAAACCUGGACUGUCUGAAGAACUUGGAGAUCUUCAGCAUCGGGAACAACAACAUUGAAGAUGAGAGUUGUGUGCUGUAUUUAAGGAAGUUCAAAAACCUGAGAUGCCUGAAUAUGGCGGGUAAUCCUUGCACCCACGAGGGCUUCAGAGAAUACGUCGCUGCGUUCAUUCCUCAGCUUGUUUACUACGAGUACAAGCUGUUGACUGAAGAAGAGGUGGACUUGGCCCGCACCAUGUAUUUGAAAGACUUAGGGACUUUGGAAAGGGAGGAAGCAGAAGAGCUGAAGGCUACGGAGGCUCAGGAAGAACGGAGAAAGACAGAAGCUCUUCACUCAGAGGCUUUCGUAGAGCAGCUGGAUGGUGACCAAUUGUACCAAAGGAUGUUGGAGGAGGACCCGACCGGGCAGGCUCUUCUACUAGUGGGAGAGGAGGCAGAGGAGAUGUUUAACAGUUUCAAGGAGCAAAUCAGCAAUGUCACUGCAGAGAUAUUUGAGUUGGGCCAGGAACAGCUGAAGCUGCGUAAAGCUGAGUUGGAGCAAUUUACGCAGUGUGUUACGCAGGCCAAAACUCGCAGCCAGAAGCAGAGUCAAGAGUAA
Molecule: messenger RNA, 1063 nt
Organism: Homalodisca vitripennis (glassy-winged sharpshooter)
Lineage: Eukaryota; Metazoa; Arthropoda; Insecta; Hemiptera; Cicadellidae
Gene: TbCMF46
Product: dynein regulatory complex subunit 3
Exons: 6
Coding region: 92-1063 (323 amino acids)
Molecular function (GO): protein binding
Source: RefSeq, a predicted model, not a curated record